Molecule: messenger RNA, 3704 nt
Organism: Chiloscyllium plagiosum (whitespotted bambooshark)
Lineage: Eukaryota; Metazoa; Chordata; Chondrichthyes; Orectolobiformes; Hemiscylliidae
Product: tomoregulin-1-like
Cellular component (GO): plasma membrane
Molecular function (GO): protein binding
Source: RefSeq, a predicted model, not a curated record
UGCUGCCGUCUUCUUUGUUGUUUCUGUAGCUCACUCCCACCCCCAGACCCUCCACCCAUCCCGCCCCUCCAACACCACCACCCCCUUCCCCUGCAACCUCUCCUCCCAUCAGAACCCGCCCGGGCGGCGAGCAGCAGCGGCGGGCAGCGAGAGAGAGAGAGAAAAGGAAAUAAAACAACCGAACAACUCCUCGCAUUGAUUCAGAACCUUCACUAUUCUCAUCGAGGGAGGCUCUGAACAAGCUGUGUGCAAGGAUUUGGAAGGGGCAGAGUGGGGGAGGGAGGGAGAGAGAGAGAGAGAGAAGCUGCCACUGGCUUUGUGCAGCAGUCAGAGAGAGAGAGAGAGAGGGGGAUGACCGGCCUGAGGAGCAGCAGGAGGGGGUGAUGUUCCAGGAAGGACGACAGCGUCUUCCCGUGUGAGUGAGGAGCCGCCUGCCAGCCUGCCCCCUCCCUCCCAGCCUCUCUCUCUCUCCCCUCCGCCUCCCUCCCUCCGUUCCCUCGCGGGUGUUCGCCUCUCGGUGUGGUCAUGGUGGGGAGGUUGUGGUCCUCCCCGUGCCCCCUGCGCUUCUCGGCCGCCUCUCGGUGCCUCUGCUUUCUCGCUGUCUUCGCUCUGAGCCGCCUGCCCGUGGUCCUGCUCGCCAACCCGCUCUCCAGCGCCGAGUGUCAAAGCGGCAAAGCCAAAGGAACAAACUGCUCAGAAUUCAAUGAACGAGAAAAUGAUUUCAAGAUGUGUGAUGAGACCACAUGUAAAUUUGGUGGCGUGUGUAAGGAAAUUGGGGAUGACUUGACAUGUUCGUGCCAAUUCCAAUGUCAUACACAUUACAUCCCUGUUUGUGCAUCCAAUGGAGAUACUUAUCAAAAUGAAUGUUUCAUGAGGCUGGCUGCAUGCAAGUAUCAGAAAGAAAUCACAGCUGUAACUGAAGGUCUAUGUUAUACAGAAAAUGGCUCUGGGUCUGGAGAAGGAGAAUAUGAAGGCUCAGGAACAGAAAGACGGCAAAAGCAUGUAAAGUGUGGAAAAUGCAAGUAUGGGGCUGAAUGUGAUGAAGAUGCAGAGGAUGUCUGGUGUGUGUGCAAUAUAGACUGCAGCAGAUUCAACUACAAUCCAGUGUGUGCAUCUAAUGGAAAAUCAUAUGAUAGUCCUUGCCUUGUCAAAGAAGCAUCCUGCCAGAGACAGGAAUGGAUUGAAGUAAAACGGCUUGGUAAAUGCCAAGAUGACACUGCUUCUUUGGGGAAAGACAAUGGAUUUCAACUGGGUACAGAAGUUAAAGAUGCCAGUGAUCAAAGAGAAGAUAUUUACACUGGAAACUACCAGCCGUGUUCAGAAAAUGUCUGCUUGCAUGGCAAAUGUGAAUAUAUUUACGCUCGUCGAGAGACAUCCUGUCUCUGUGACUCUGGAUACAUUGGACAGCGCUGUGAAAACAGAGACUUCAGUAUUCUAUAUGUUGUUCCAAGUGGGCAAAAGCUUCACUAUGUCUUAAUUGCAGCAAUAAUUGGAGCUGUGCAGAUUGCCAUAAUAGUUGCUGUGGUGAUGUGUAUAACAAGGAAAUGUCCAAAAAAUAACCGAGGCCGCCGACAGAAACAAAACCUAGGACAUUUUAACGCAGACUGCACCACUUCAUCAAGGAUGGUCUAGUUUAUCAUUUUUAUACCUUUUUGUCUUCAUUUACUAUGUCUCACCAAUUGCUCAAUUAUAACUGAUUUUUUUUUUCCCUGAGAAGAAGAUUUUUGUUUCAGAGGCCUUGGUUUUCUGAACCUGUGCCAGCAUAGGAAUUACUAUGUCUGGGGAUAUGACCAAGAUAUUUGAGUGAUAAAUAAAUAAAUGAGACAGUCUAUUCAUAACUGACAGUUUCACCAUCCGCCAGUAGGAGGGUUCCUUGAUUUCUAGAGAAAAAAGUUUCAAACAGAGAUUUAGGAACAAGUCAAGAUAACACUACUGGCCUCAAAAUAGAAUACUAAUGAAAGGACCAUUUUUGUACUUUAUGAGAUGAAUUUGCUCUUUGUUUAUGCCACUCACAUGUUGUGUAAUAACCUUGCCACAAUGUUAAUAAUAAAUCACAAAUGACACUUGAAAGGCAGAGAAUUACUUGAAGAAGGUUUAAAUGCGAGAUCGACUGAACCUGCUCAAGACAAGAGGAUUAAAGAAAAGGGGAAAAAAAUGUUUACAACUAACUUUCCUUGCAAGACAUGAAGGGGUUUUUUGAAGUUAUUAGGAAUUGAUGCAUUUUCAAACACUAUUUGCAUGAUUUGUGGAACUGUGUACUGUGAUUAGUUUAAAUUCAAAGCUGUUUGGAUUGAGUAUGUGGUGGACAUCUGAGCCGUGCCAUUCGGAUAACUCUGUCUCCGCAGCUAUAUUUGACUCCCCUUGAUGUAAAUUUAGUAACUCAUCAAUGUAACUGGUGGUGCUUAUGGUGUGUGCCACAGGGAAAAAAAAAUUGUUUUGUAGAACAAGACUUUAGGUUGAUCAUUUGGUGUAUUUAUUGAGAUUCAAAUGGAUUUAAAAGUUAAAUUGAUACGCUGUUAUUAGUCACCAUUAUGCUGUGAUAAAAUACACUGUAAUUAUUUAAACAUGUGUUGUAUUUGAGAUUACUUUGCAAAUGGUACUAAAGUCUCAACAGUGUCACCUACUGGGCAUGUGUGUUUAGGAUUGUGGUUUAACAAAGUUUCAUGGUUCUGUCACUGCAGAGACAAGGGUGUGAGCUGCCUUUAUAACACAAUAUUGCAUUUUCCCAGAAUUCAAAACAAUUUUGACCUGAGUGAAAUUAAGUGGUGCCAUCUUACCUCAUAAUUCAGUUCUCAGCUUAUUUGUCAAAAUUCUAGAAGCACCAUCUUACAUAAUCUUUUUAGUUUGAUCGCAAAUUAUCAAUCUUCAAAUAUUUAAUUUUAAUGUUGAAAUUCAGUUCAAUGAGAUUAUGCUAGCUUAUUCAUAAACAUAGUCUAUAGCCUAUCUUUUGCAAUAAAUAUAUUUCCACUUUUUUUAAAAGGAAGUAAGCACUGGUUUGACAGAAAAUACAUUUUAUUGCAGUAGAUUGUAAGACCUUUCCCCCUUUAAAAUCUAGAUCAUUAUACUUAAUGGUUAUUUCAGAAAUAUAUCAAUAAACUAAAGUCAAAUGAUUAACAUUAGAGAUAUUUUACCAUAAUCUAUCAGUGAUAUAGCCUUUUCUUUACAAUUGACAAAUGUGGUAGACCCUGUAUUAAAAUGUGUUUUUUUUCACACUGCAAUACACUGAGACUGACACAUACUUUAAAAACAGCCUAAAUUCAUAUCAGCUAGCACUCAGUGGGAAUACUCUCACCUCCAUGUCAGCAGGUUGUGGGAUCAGGUUCCAUUCCACAGAUCUUAGCACUUAGUUUGAACUGCCACUUAAGAAUAGUUAUGAAGAAUUGCUGCACUAACAGAGGUUGCAUUUUUUUCAAUGACUUCUUAAAUUGCUGGCCUUGUCUUCCUCCUCAGGUGGCUGAAUAGAAUGCCAUGGUACGACUUAAAGAGAAAGAGAGUUCUUUACAAUGGCAAGUCCCAACCAAUGUUUAAACAUCUGUUUAUGUCUAAAUAUAAGUGGCUAAUCUCAUUUAAACAGUUAUUUGUUCAUUUAUUUAAUGAUUACCAUAUAUGCAAGGUUUAUGAAGGUUUGUAGCUUAAGUUGAGAUUUAAGGUGUAGGUUUGCUCGCUGAGCUGUAGGUUUGAUAUCCAGAUGUUUCAUUAGUUGG